AUGACCUCUCACGGUACUUUGAGGGCGACCUUCGCCAGCCGCGCCGAGUCGGCCAGCCAUCCGCUUACAGCCUACCUCCUCCGAUUGAUGGACUUAAAGGCAUCGAACCUCUGCCUCAGCGCCGACGUUCCGACCGCACGAGAAUUACUUUACCUGGCUGAUAAGGUCGGACCUUCCAUUGUUGUACUCAAGACGCACCACGACAUCGUCUCCGGAUGGGACUUCAAUCCCCAGACCGGUACCGGCGCUAAACUUGCCGCGAUAGCUCGUAAACAUGGCUUCCUGAUUUUCGAGGACCGCAAAUUCGGUGACAUUGGCAACACGGUCCAGAUGCAGUACGUCGCGGGAUCGGCAAGGAUAAUCGAAUGGGCUCAUAUUACAAACGUCAAUAUGGUUCCGGGCAAGGCCGCUGUCACAGCUCUCGCCGAAGCCGCCGCGCGAUGGCGCGAAAGGUACCCAUACGAGGUCAAGACGUCGGUCACAGUCGGAACCCCAAGGUCCGAAAGCUUUGAUGAAUACGACGAAGACAACAACGAUGAUGCUCACGAGCACACUAUUGGCACUCCACGACCAUCUGAUGUCAACGGACGCAAGGGCAGCAUUGUCUCCAUCACCACACUUACUCAACACUUCGAGCCCGCGCCGUCACCUCGAUUCCCGAGAAACGAGUCCCAUAGCUCUGACGAGGUCCUGUACGCCGGUAUCGAGGAGGCCCCCAUGGACCGCGGUCUUCUCAUUCUGGCGCAAAUGUCGAGUGCAGGCAACUUUAUGAACAAGGAAUACACCCAAGCUUGCGUCGACGCGGCCAGGGAGAACAAGAACUUCGUCAUGGGCUUCGUGUCCCAAGAGAGCCUCAACACCGAGCCGGAGGACUCCUUCAUUCAUAUGACGCCUGGAUGCCAGCUGCCCCCUGAAGGUGACGAGGAGAACGGCUCCGUCGCCGGUGACGGAAAGGGACAGCAGUACAACACGCCUCAGAAACUUAUAGAGCUAUGCGGCACUGAUGUCGUCAUCGUCGGACGUGGUAUCCUGAAGGCGGGUGACCCUCAAUCGGAGGCUGAGAGAUACCGCAGGAAGGCCUGGAAGGCGUAUCUCUCUCGGGUGGCAUAA
Molecule: messenger RNA, 1110 nt
Organism: Colletotrichum orchidophilum
Lineage: Eukaryota; Fungi; Ascomycota; Sordariomycetes; Glomerellales; Glomerellaceae
Product: orotidine 5'-phosphate decarboxylase/HUMPS family protein
Exons: 1
Coding region: 1-1110 (369 amino acids)
Biological process (GO): 'de novo' pyrimidine nucleobase biosynthetic process; 'de novo' UMP biosynthetic process
Cellular component (GO): cytosol
Molecular function (GO): orotidine-5'-phosphate decarboxylase activity
Source: RefSeq, a predicted model, not a curated record